Messenger RNA from Aphanomyces astaci, 813 nucleotides. RefSeq lists its product as hypothetical. Bases 1 to 813 code for a protein of 270 amino acids. Lineage: Eukaryota; Oomycota; Saprolegniomycetes; Saprolegniales; Verrucalvaceae. The record is from RefSeq and is a predicted model, not a curated record. The transcript is spliced from 2 exons.
AUGUCAAUCACACAGCGUAACCUCAUGCAGCUUGUCCCCUUCGCCAAGACUCUGCGCCAACGAGCGACCUUGCUUGCACUAAUGGCUGCCUAUGUCGUGGAACGACCUCUCAUCCCCGAUAUACGUUUCUCGCUCGAGACGUCAACUGACGCCACUGCUAUCCUGGACUAUCGUUUCGACAUCGCUGUGCACCGGGACGAGGCCAUGUGUGUGUUGUUGGGUCGGUUGGCGUUCCCCGUUCGGUUCCACACUAUGACUAAAACCUUUGCACGAUCGCGUUCCGACUUGUGUGACAUUUUCAUGCACGUCAUCAACGUGCUGUACGCGCAGUGGGGGUCUUUACUGUAUUUCAACGAAAAACUCGUUGCCAAGAACAUUGAUCGGUACUACAGUGCUGUCGCCUCCAAGGGGACGCCUCUUUCAAACGUUUUUGGCUUCAUCGACGGCACCAAAAUCCAAACAUGCCGCAUCACAGCGACGGGAGAUGGCGCUAACCUACAAAAACAAAUUUUCAGCGGGCACAAGCUCAUCCACUGCCUCAACUAUCAGGGAGUCACUGCACCUGACGGUAUCUGUGUGCACUUUUUUGGCCCGGUCGAAGGUCGGCGCCACGAUGCGACCAUGCUGCGUGAGAGCGGGUUGAUCAAGUACCUGGGGGGGCGCCGAAACGUGUUUUGGGGGAAAGCGAUGUAUGGCGAUCCAGCGUAUGGAAUUGUGCCUUACUUGAUUUCGGGAUUCAAGGGGAUUAACUUCAGCAACAAAAAAAUGCAGUUCAACAAGUGGAUGAGCCGCGUUCGACAAUCAGUGGAAUAG